GCGCGACGCGGAUCGAGCUGGGACCCCAAAGCGCCAUGGUGAAGAAAUCCAGCAACGUGACCUUCCAGUGCCGGGCGCGGUUCGACGAGACGCUGCCGGAGCGCGGGGUCGAGUGGCGGCGGGACGGGCGCCCCAUCCGGGAGUCGGACGACAGCGACAAGUACACCAUCACGCCCGGCUGGCUGCAGAUCGCCGACGUGGACUACACGGACCAGGGCGUGUACAGCUGCCGGGCGCACACGGCGCUGGACUCGGCGGAGGAGAGCGCCGAGCUGCGGGUGGUGGGCCGCCCCGGGCCGGUGCUGGAGCUGCAGGUGUCGGAGCAGCAGGAGCGCCGCGUGAAGCUGAGCUGGACCCCGGGGGACGAUCACAACAGCCCCAUUGACAAGUUCGUGGUGGAGGCGGAGGACGGGCUCCGGGACCCCGGCACCUGGCGGGACGUCAGCACCGUCCCCGGCCAGCAGCCCUGGGCCCGGCUGCACCUGGCGCCCUACGGCCACGUCCGCUUCCGAGUCCGCGCGGCCAAUCGGUUCGGGCGCGGCGAGCCCAGCGCCGCCUCAGCCCCCGUCCGCACCAGCCCGGCGGCCCCCGAGCGUUACCCCGAGGGGGUGGCCGGCGAGGGGAACGAGACCGACAACAUGCUCAUCACCUGGAAGCCCCUGAACAAGUCGGACUGGAACGCCCCCGAGCUCAGUUACCGGGUGCAGUGGCGGCGUCUGGGCGAGGGGGGGAGCUGGAGCGAGGAGACAGUCAGUGGCCCCCCCUUGCUGGUAACGAAGACCCCCACCUUUGUCCCCUACGAGAUCAAGGUGCAGGCCGUGAACCCCGUCGGCAAAGGGCCCGAGCCCCCCACCGUGGUGGGGUACUCUGGAGAGGAUGUGCCCCAGGUGAACCCCGAGAACGUGGGGGUGGAAAUAUUCAACAGCACCAGCGUCCUCGUCAGCUGGACCCUGCCCAACAGAGACCAGCUGCGGGGUCACCUCCGGGGGUUCAGGGUGUUUUACUGGCGGCUGGGCAGUGUGGGGGAGCGGAGCCGGCGCCAGGCCCGGACCCAGCCGCCCCCGCUGGUGCUGACGGUGGCAGGGGAGGUGUCGCAGGCCAGGCUGGGGGGGCUGCGCCCCUGGAGCUGGUACCGCCUCUACAUGGUUGUGUUUAACGGGCGCAGCGACGGGCCCCACAGCGAGGACAUUGACUUCAACACCCCCGAGGGAGCCCCCCAGGCUCGCUGCUCCUGGAGCGGGUGUCAGACACGGUGCUGGCUCUGGAGUGGACGCCCCCCCCAGUUCCCCAAUGGGGCACUGACUGAGUACCUGCUGCAGUACCAGCAGGUGAACGGGUCGGAGCUGGGCCCCCUGCACGAAAUCUCCUUCCCCGUCUCCCAGCUGAACGGGACGCUGGCCCGGCUGGAGCCGCGGGCCCGGUACCGGUUCCACCUGCGGGCGCUGACCCGGGCCGGCCUGGGCGAGCCGCUGGUGCAGGAGGGCAGCACCGUGCCUGAGCCAGUGCUCCCCACUUUGGACAACAUCAGCAUCUCGCUGGUGGGCCCCGAUUUCACCAUCAUCACCUGGGUCCCGGCCCGGCACCAGGCCAGCGUGGAGUUCGAAAUCCAGUUCAUGAGGAAGACCACUCUCGAGCCCUGGCGCACGUCCGGCCAGGCCAACUCCACCCACGGCUCCUACCGGCUCCUCGACCUGCAGCCUGGCACCUCCUACUGCGUCCAGUUCGUGGGGCGCGACCCCUCGGGGGAGAGCGUCGCCUUCUGGGAGAGUGAGGUGCAGACCAACGGCAAGCUGCUGACGACCGACCAGCACAGCUUCGCCACCGAGGGCUGGUUCAUCGGCUUCAUCUGCGCCGUGGUCCUCCUGCUUCUGCUUCUGGUCAUCCUCUGCUUCGUCAAACGCAGCAAGGGCGGGAAGUACUCGGUGAAGGACAAGGAGGAUACGCAGGUCGACUCUGAAGCCCGACCCAUGAAGGACGAGACGUUCGGGGAGUACAGAUCCCUGGAGAGCGACAACGAGGAGAAGCCGUUCGGCAGCAGCCAGCCCUCGCUCAACGGGGCGCUGCCGGCGCUGGGCAGCGAGGACAGCCUGGCCGACUACGGGGGCAGCGUCGACGUGCAGUUCAACGAGGACGGGUCCUUCAUCGGCCAGUACAGCGGCCACACGGGCAAGGAGCCGGCCGGCAACGACAGCUCGGGGGCCACCAGCCCCACCAAUGUCACGGCCACCCUGGAGUAG
Messenger RNA from Terrapene triunguis (Three-toed box turtle), 2237 nucleotides. Its product is annotated as neural cell adhesion molecule L1-like. NCBI's taxonomy places the organism in Eukaryota, Metazoa, Chordata, Testudines, Emydidae. Gene Ontology annotation, molecular function: cell-cell adhesion mediator activity. The record is from RefSeq and is a predicted model, not a curated record. The transcript has 16 exons. Gene Ontology annotation, biological process: cell-cell adhesion; brain development. The annotation marks the transcript as partial.